GCCCGCGUCCCUGCAACUGGGCACCGGCGCGGGCGCUGCGGGCAGCCAGGCGCAGCAGCACGCGCACCUCCGCCAGCAGUCCUACGACGUGACCGACGAGCUGCCGCUGCCCGCGGGCUGGGAGAUGACCUUCACGGCCACUGGCCAGAGGUACUUCCUCAAUCACAUAGAAAAAAUCACCACGUGGCAAGACCCUAGGAAGGCGAUGAAUCAGCCCCUGAAUCAUAUGAACCUCCACCCAGCUGCCACUACCACACCAGCGCCCCAGAGGGCCAUGGCCGUGUCCCAGCCGAAUCUCGAAGGAAGAUCCAUAUCGUUGGGGUUGGAUCCAAAGGGCUGGGGGAGACUUGGCUCCUUCUCAGGUCUUAUUUAUAAAGAGCACACAUCCAGCCUUCAGGAAGUGAUGAAUCACCAGCACCAGCAGCAGAUGGCACCCAGUUCCCUGAGCCAGCAGAACCACCCUGCUCAGAACCCACCAGCCGGGCUCAUGAGUCUGCCCAACGCGCUGACCACCCAGCAGCAGCAGCAGCAGAAACUUCGACUUCAGAGGAUCCAGAUGGAGAGAGAGAGGAUUCGAAUGCGCCAAGAGGAGCUCAUGAGGCAGGAAGCCGCCCUCUGCAGACAGCUGCCCAUGGAAGCAGAGACCCUGGCCACAGUUCAGGCUGCUGUCAACACCCCCGCCAUGACCCCAGACAUGAGAUCCAUCACGAAUAAUAGCUCGGAUCCUUUCCUCAAUGGGGGGCCGUAUCAUUCGAGGGAGCAGAGCACCGACAGCGGCCUGGGGUUGGGGUGCUACAGCGUGCCAACGACUCCGGAGGACUUCCUCAGCAAUGUGGACGAGAUGGACACAGGAGAAAACGCAGGACAGACUCCCAUGAACAUCAACCCUCAACAGACCCGUUUCCCUGAUUUUCUUGACUGUCUUCCGGGAACAAACGUUGACCUCGGAACUUUGGAAUCUGAAGAUCUGAUCCCCCUCUUCAAUGAUGUAGAGUCUGCUCUGAACAAAAGCGAGCCCUUUCUGACCUGGCUGUAACCGAUAACCAUUGUAGCUUGGGUGCAGCCAUGACCUGGCAUUUCCUGGGCCUCUUGGAAAAAGCGAUGGAGCAGAGCAAGUCUGCAGGUGUGCCGCUUUCUGCCUCCAUGACGCAUGCUCCCUCCUUUCCUUGUGGCCAGUUUAAUCAUUGCCUGGAUUUGAUUGGCAGUAACUUAACUUAAACAUAAAUAAACAUUCUAUUUUCAUUUUCUGCACGCCUGCAUUCCUGUGAUGGGUUAUGCAGAAUCAUUUCUGCAGAGUUGAUUAUGCAGAAUUGCUUCUCCGCUUUUCUCUCUGCUGCCCCAUGACUAAGCUUUAUGGGUGUUCGUUGAAAUUCAUACAUCAGUUGAUUAUAAACCAUGAAAAGCUGACCACAGGCAGUGACUUCUGACAGGCGGCUCGGUCCAGGAAAUGUACACAAAAUUCUACCUGAUUUACAGUUUCAAAAACUGUAUUGAUAACAUUAGUACCAAAUGCUUUAAAAAAUAUUUAACUUGAGCUUUAAAAAAAAAUCAUUGUAUGGAUAGUAAAAUUCUGCUGUAUGGAAUACAAUGUAGUUUUGAAUCCAUGCUGGUUCUGAUGGUUCUUAUUACUUUGUAUUCACAAAGGCACACACAGCCCUAUUGCAGUUUAUCCUUCAUCAUUUUACUGUGCAGCAGCAUCUAGACAGCCAGUCCUUCCAGCAGGAGAGGAACAGCAGCAUGAGUCACAGUUCCUCCACUAAGAUCUUAUGAAAGAGACCAGUUUGGCACCAAUUAUGAACAUUUAUUAAACAAAAGUUUUUAAAAUUACAAGUUGGAUUUUUUUUUUCAGUUGCAGCUUAGAACUUGACGUUUAUUUUAUAAAGCGCUAUCAUUUUGUAGCUGAUGACAAAGGGCAACCAGAUGUUUUUGAUGCAUCAGUGGCAACUGUAUUUUGGGCUUUGGAAACUGUCCUGAAAACAUCGGGACAAUGUAGCUUUCAACCUGCUAGCAUACACAGGAAGCUGUUGCUUUUUAAAUUCUGAAGCCUUGUUGGUUUUGCUUCUUUCAAGAUUUUCAAGUGUUGAAAAACACUGUUAUCUAUGAAACUGAAGGAUGAAGCAGAUCUCUGACUGACGUGUAAAAUAACGCCCCCUGAGGGUGGAUGGUGGAGACAUGUUUCUGAAGUCAGUGAAGUUGAUUCCUAAGUAUAUUAUCCUAACCCUGUUUGCUACAGUUGGUAUCAAAAGGCAUGUAAUAUGUACUCAGUACCUCUUAUGUAACCAAAAACGUUUUUUAUUAGCUCCUAAGGACUGAGAGAGAGCGUCAGGUCCACCUGACAUGCACUCUGCCUGCAUUGCCAAUGAAGUCCUCAACUGUUUAAUAUUGUGAACUGACAUUAUUUAUAAUCUAUGAAUUUAAUAUCUUUUUUUUUUGAAAGACAUUCAUAAUGCAGGUCUCUGAGAGGAACCUUUUAAUUCCCAAAGGGCUUAUUUGCUGGGGAUCUUUAAUUAAAGAUCCCUUUCGAUCUACCAGAUUAUAGACGAGCAGAAUACAUCUUAUCUUGUUGGAAAGAAGGCAAGUGACAAGGGCAGAGAUGAAGUAGUCAAGUUAUGGAAUAUAGUGGAAAGGAUACUAGGUGUGAAAUGGAAGUAGACAAGCUAUAGGACCCCAAGCGAGACGAGCGAGACGAGCAGGAGGCAUGAGAGGUGCCCCGAAAGAACAAAGCAGCAAUUUUCUCCUACAACCUUUGUACCAAAAGACAGCUAUAUAAGAAAAGACGGCUUCAGUGCACUUUAUGUGGGAAAAGGAGGGGCGGGGAUGCUAGUGCCCUGUCCCCGCUGAUGCUGAGUACAUAGACAGACAAAGGCAUAAACCUACCGUUGCUCCCAACACAAUGAAGUGAUUUUUUUCCCCCCAAAGGACCCAUAGUUUCUGUUCCUCUGAUUCCUUCUCUCACUCGAAAUGCUCUGAGAGGGAUGGGGGUAGAUGUUUCUGUUGCUACUAAAUUGAAGGGAGCACUAUUUCUUUUUCUCUUGUGUUAGCAGUCAUUGCAAAAAGCAUUGUACAUUCUUUCUAAGAAAAAGCAAAAAACAAAAAAACAAAAAAACAAAAAACAACCAAAAACAAGGGACCUAAUAAAACUGAGCAGUGUUACUGUAUUUUUAAAAAAUAUUUUUGUAGACUCAUUUUCAGGUUAUUAAACAUAAAAGAAACAGAUACCCCUCUUCUUUUUUUAGGUAGUUAAAACAUCGAUGAUUUGUAUUAUCAGUUUUUAGAAGUAAUUUCCUAGUAAGCUUGUGGCAUUAGAAAAUACUAGAAAAAUUUUUUUAGUGAAAUUAGUUGGAACAUUUAUUAAUGAACAUAACAAGUAUUUUUCCAGAAUUAAAUAUGGACCCAGACUACAUGUUUACUAAUAAAUGAAGCCAGAUUUAAUUUUUGUUGUUGUCUUUAAGGCCAUAAAAUACAGCCUUUGUUAAAAAACACUAAAGCUAGAAAUAUAAAGAACAACUUUUAAAGGAUAUUUCCUAUUAUUUUAAGGGUUAAAACCCCUGCAGAAUUCAUGAUAAGGUGCUAUUUAUACUUUAUUUCUUAUUUUAAAACAACUGCGAGAAUAUCUUGUCUUUUUAGUCUUAAAUUAAUCCAUAAAUUUCAACAUUUCAUCCAAUAAUUUUGCCAGGAAAAAGACAUAUUAAAAAUUGAAAUUGAAAAUAAUUUCAUAGAUCUUUCUUUCAAGGUAUUUUUUUCCCCUGAUAAAACACAUUUUCUUGAAGUAGAUACACUGUCAAAAACUAUUUGCAAUUCUGUUAAAUCUAAGUAAUUGUUAAUGUUUUACCAUAGCAUUUAGGAUGUGAAAUGCCAUUUCUUUCGUUGACUAUAUGAUAUAGGAGGAGCACGUAAAACAGUAAAACCUUUAGUUUGUUGGGGGUGCUGCCGACCCCAUCAAGGGAGAAAAGUUCUCUGUAGAAGAAGGCAAUCUGGAGUGUGAGUUUCGCUAAUGACAAGUUGUGUUCUCAUGACAUAAUUGGAAAGUAACUUCUGAAAGUGCAACUUUUAAGAAAAAUAAAAGCAGUUAAAAGGAAAUUGUACAUUAAUUUAAUUGGGAAAAUGGGCAAUUGACAGAGACCAUUUCCCUAACACACUACAUCAUUUAUGUGUUAGUACUUUAACUUUUUAAAAAAUUAUUUCUACAUUUUGUAAUAUGACAUAUGUGUGUUUAUUUUUAAUGUAGAUUUCUAUGCAUACAGAAAGUAUGCAGAAAAAUCAGUCAGAUCAAACUAUUUUACCUGGAGUUUGGUACUGAUUUUUACUUCUCUGAUUCUGUAUAAGAAAAAAUAAAUACAAUUGAAUUUCCA
Molecule: messenger RNA, 4352 nt
Organism: Vicugna pacos (alpaca)
Lineage: Eukaryota; Metazoa; Chordata; Mammalia; Artiodactyla; Camelidae
Source: RefSeq, a predicted model, not a curated record